Messenger RNA from Nymphaea colorata (pocket water lily), 4315 nucleotides. Its product is annotated as DExH-box ATP-dependent RNA helicase DExH8. The coding region runs from base 173 to 3190 and encodes 1005 amino acids. Gene Ontology annotation, biological process: maturation of SSU-rRNA from tricistronic rRNA transcript (SSU-rRNA, 5.8S rRNA, LSU-rRNA). The transcript has 15 exons. Gene Ontology annotation, cellular component: nucleolus; intracellular anatomical structure. The record is from RefSeq and is a predicted model, not a curated record. Gene Ontology annotation, molecular function: metal ion binding; RNA binding; ATP binding. NCBI's taxonomy places the organism in Eukaryota, Viridiplantae, Streptophyta, Magnoliopsida, Nymphaeales, Nymphaeaceae.
CUUUUUCAAGAGUUGCUUCUCCAGCAAGCUAGCUAUCCGUAAGUCCAAACCCCGCGCAUGUGGGGAAGGCGGGGUCCUGGGGCACGGCGGAAGCAAGGGGAAAGACAGAGACUCUCCAAUCUCUUCACUUACGUCCUCCCUCCUGGAAAGGAACGAGAGAGAGAGCGGAGGCAUGGCUUCGUCGUCGGCGAACUCUCGUCCUUCUCUUCCCAUAAUGAAGAUGAAAAGCCUGAUCGUCGACAAGAUCCAGAUGAAUCGCGUCACGCUUAUCGUCGGGGACACUGGUUGUGGUAAAAGCUCUCAAGUACCUCAAUUUCUUUUGGAGGAGAAUUUGGAACCAAUACUUUGCACACAGCCUCGAAGAUUUGCUGUUGUUGCAAUUGCUAAGAUGGUUGCAGAAGCUCGUCAUACUGCUGUUGGAGAUGAAGUGGGUUAUCAUAUUGGUUAUUCAAGGGUGGUGGCUACAAGGUCUAAAAUUGUCUUCAAAACAUCUGGCGUCUUGUUGGAAGAAAUGAGGGAUAGAGGAUUAUCUGCCCUUACAAAGUACAACAUUGUUAUUCUUGAUGAAGUGCAUGAAAGAUCUGUGGAAUCUGAUAUGGUUCUUGUGUGUGUGAAACAAUUCUUAUUGAGAAACAGAACCUUGAGAGUUGUAUUGAUGUCUGCUACGGCUGAUAUAAAUAGAUACAGAGACUAUUUCAAAGAUCUCGGAAGGAACGAAAAAGUGGAAGUUAUUGCAAUACCAAAUCAUCCACAGCAAUUAAUCUUUCAGAGGCAGGUCUUAUACCUUGAACAGGUUAUUGAACUAAUUGGCAAACAUGCCAAAUCUUUGUCUGGAAUGGAGGAUUCAGCAAUGACUUUCUUUUCUGAUGAUGCUGAAAUCAAAGAGCGAAUGCAUGAACUCAUUUCUGACUUGGUGGUCCACGUUCAUAAAAGUGAGCCUGAUAUCAAGAAAAGCAUUUUAGUCUUUCUCCCAACAUACAGGGCAUUGGAACUGCAAUGGUUGCAGUUAAGGUCCUUAGAACAGUUCUCUUUUGAAAUUCACAUUUUACAUAGCAGCAUUGAUACAGAACAGUCACUUAAGGCCAUGCAAGUCUCGAUGUCACAUCGCAAGGUGAUACUAGCAACAAAUAUUGCAGAAUCUUCAGUAACAAUACCUGGAGUAGCAUUUGUAAUUGAUUCAUGUCGUUCCUUACAAAUUUUUUGGGAUGACAAUAGGAAGAGGGAUGUGUCAGAGCUUGUUUGGGUGUCUAAGUCCCAGGCUGAUCAACGUAAGGGAAGAACAGGUAGAACCUGUGAUGGUAUGAUUUAUCGGUUAGUUUCUCGAUCUUUUUAUUCCAAUUUGGAGGAAUUUGAAAGGCCAGCGUUGUUGAGAUUAUCUUUAAGGAAGCAUGUUCUUAUGAUAUGCUGCUCUGGAUCAAAGGCAAUUAAUGAUCCUAAAGCUCUUAUGCAGAAGGCUUUGGAUCCUCCAAAUCCUGAAAUAGUUGAAGAUGCAUUGGGGUUUUUGGUUCGUAUCCAUGCUCUGGAAAAAUCAAAAUCUUCAAGAGGACGAUAUGAACCAACUUUCUAUGGAAGAUUACUGGGGUGUCUUCCACUUUCAUUUGAUGCAUCAGUUCUUUCAAUCAAAUUUGGUGCUAGUGGAAUGUUGCGUGAAGGUAUUCUGCUUGGUAUAAUGAUGGAUGUACAGCCACUACCUGUUCAUUACCCAUUUGGUGAGCACCAGCUGUUUGCAGAACAUCUUGAACAGUAUUUCAAGUAUGAUUCUCGAGGUAUAGUGUCUGCAGAUAGAAAAGAACUACUUCUUAUGGGAAAUUUGUGUGCCUUUGAGUUCUGGAUGCGUGUGUUUAAGGAUAAGCAGCACCUGGACUUGUUAAACAAUGUUCUCAGUGUUGAAAAUUCAAAGGCUACAGUUUUGGAAUUUCCAAACCUUGAGGUGGAAUGGUGCAGUUUUCACAAUCUUGUUCCAACAUCACUGCAUGCUGUUGCUGAAGCAUAUGAGGCUGUUCUCAGUUCGAUGCACCGAUACCGUCCACAAUUUUUGGCAGUGACACAUGAACCUCCAACUUACUAUGAACCUCACGAGUUCAUGCACAUAUGCCUUCUUCAAUCAAAACAUUUAGAUGGUGUAGAUGCUGGACCUACUAUUUCUGAUCUCACUUCCCAGUCCAGAAAGUGUGUCGCGUCACCAUUUGUUGGUUCUAUGGAUUUUUGUUCUAGUAUUGUUGCUGAGCAAUUGAAGAAAAUUGUCAAGGAGAUAAGAAUUCAGUUUUCGGAGGAUACACCUGAGCAGCAACCUCAUCAUGUGAAUUCUUUUACAUCCUUUAAUACAGGUCCUCAAUGUAAAUUUUUCAUAAAUGGAGGUUGCAACCGGGGAAGCUUGUGUCCUUUUUCACAUUCACAUGAAGCGAUGCGACCCUUGUGCAAAUUUUUUCUCUCUCUCGAGGGGUGUCGAUAUGGUGAAUCCUGCUAUUUUUCUCACAGCCUUGAGCAAAAUGUUAUGCCAUUAAACUUACAGUACGAGUGCUUGCCUGAAGAAGCUGAUGCUGAUACUGACGCUUACUCGCUUAUGGAAAUCUUACUUCCUGAUGAUGGCCGGUCUAUACUUAUCCUGGAUAAUAGUACUGAACUCUACUUCUCUGCCAACCUGUCUAAUCAUUUCAGUGCACUGAUGAUAAUUGCAACCUCAUCAUUGUCCGGUAUGCCAACAUUUGAUGGUUUGGACAAUGUCGAAAUAGUAGGGGGUGUUCAUGAUAUCCACAAAUUGGUUCUCACAAAUCAAAAGGACAUGAAGGUUUCAUGGAAGAAGGUCCAGAAGGUGUUAUGGUUUGCUGAGUUCUUCAAUGAUGAAGAUACAGAAAGGCAACGCCAACUGGUGCAGAAAUUUUUCGAGUCUUUUGCCAUUAGAAUGUUAGCUGAUGCCUUGCUUGAUAUUCGAGUUAUCCUAAUCAUGAACAACAACAAGUUCGCACAUCUACGGGUGGAAAAGUUGGGAAGGGACUGCUUCUUUUUCCUUACUGAAUCAUUUCCAUUUGAUGAAGCAAGUUUUGGAGCAUUUCAAAAUAUUGCCAGUACAAGUGGCAGCUUAGCUUUUUCGAGAACUGUUUCAUAUGUUUUUGAUCUGCAUCCACCCAGUGACAUGCUUUUUGGAGAUUAUUCCUCAAUGCUGCGGAAGGGUCUAUAUUGUACACAAUGAUGAAUUUCUAAUGGUUUGGCACGAUCCCAGAUUCAGAAGGCCUUCAUUGAAAGUGGAGAUGCGCCACGGUGUUUUCCUGCAUACUGAAGGAGAAUCUCGAACAAACCUGUCUCCACUUGAAAUAUCUGACAUCUACGACAAAAUGAGCCUAAGGUGCGUUGGUCCAAGGGUCAGUUGUACAUGUGCUUAUAUAUCAUGGAAGGAAUGGGCGAGUUGGCUCUAGUUGAACUGAGUGAUGAACAUGACUUCUUGCAUUCGGUUUGAGCAACAUGAUGAAAGUGUCUGCGGUUCAACCGUCCAAGGAAAUUUCAGUCUUUGAGUUGUAGACUGUGGCCGAGACUAUAACAGUAAACAGAUACAAAAGUUAAACCAGGGUAACUAGAGGCGUAUCCUGGCCACUCUAUUAGUUACAUAAUUACGACCCACUUUUUCCAACGGAGAUUUCUCGAUUUGCGAAAUGAAAAUUUUUAUGGGGCCACGAGCCGCAUGAAAUUAAGGUAGGCGCUGCAAAGAAAAGGAGACAAACCCCAUGGACUUUGUUGAUGAUGAUGGUGUUGACGGCUGUUUUCCGAGACAUUGCGAGGCGUUAAAAUGAACGGCCGUUGGGAUUGCGGAUGUAGAAGGGUGGUUUAUGCAUUCUUUCGGCAAAACAAUGGGGACGCAAAAGUUGGGCAUGCAAAAUCUUAAUUAUUGCUUCUGGAAUCGAAGGUGCCAUUUGAAUCAUGGGCAACAGUCUGCUUUGAAAAGGAAUGUAACUCUACCUUUGAACCACCUUCACUACCUUUUCAUCAAAAUCAAUUUUGCAAUGUGGAUACGCAGAUAAAGCAAGGACGAAAUUCUCUCUCUCUCUACCGACGGGGGGUGUAAACAUCAAGGGCAGGCACUACUUGAUGGGGACUAAGAAGGAAUCGGCCCUCCUCUUUCAUGCUCUGGUCAGGUGAUAAUGCUACAUUUGUUCUGUUGAAAGAGACUGUUCCUACCACGUGUCCUGAUGACAGAGACUAUGAACCUAUCUCGUGUCCUUUCAGUGAGAAUUUGUAUUUCUUAUUCUUUAAGGAAGGGGCAAGGAUAGGUGGGGACUGGUUUUGCAUCUCGGUGGACUUGGGUUAGCAGCUCCACGACACU